Molecule: messenger RNA, 4700 nt
Organism: Oryzias latipes (Japanese medaka)
Lineage: Eukaryota; Metazoa; Chordata; Actinopteri; Beloniformes; Adrianichthyidae
Gene: prkd2
Product: protein kinase D2
Biological process (GO): intracellular signal transduction; phospholipase C-activating G protein-coupled receptor signaling pathway; protein phosphorylation
Cellular component (GO): cytosol
Molecular function (GO): protein serine/threonine kinase activity; ATP binding
Source: RefSeq, a predicted model, not a curated record
GCAGGAGGGAGUGCAGAGGGAGGUUCCCACACACAGCUCUGCCUGUCUGCCUGUGCCUUUUCUCUAAAAAGUGUACUGGGGUUGAAACUGAAACAGGGCAAGACUUGUAAAAGGAGUGCAGUCUCUGCCUCUCUCUCAUUCUCAUGGUUUCCUGUUUACGGAGGCCAUUUUGUUACUCAGCUUUUGGAGUAGAACACAACAAAGUUGGCUGCUUUUAUUUUUCUUUGUUUCCUUUUUUUUUUUUAACCCUCUCCUGAUUUUACGACAGGGGAGUUUCAUAACCAAGUUUGGACUUACCCCUCUCUGCAGAGCGACGUCUUUGGACUAAAGAGUUGAAGGCGUGAGAAGGUGGAGCAGGCGAGAGCACAGUUUUGUCCCUCGCUGUGUUUUUUCCCUCUCACACACACUCUGCUCAUGGCACUUCAUGCUCAGACGGUUAAAGACGUCUGACAACAAGAAAGAAGUGUCAGAGAGGAGUUAAAAGGACUUCCUGGAUGAGGAUUUCUGCCUUGAUCCUCUGGAAGGGGGUUCAACUCCAGGCUUGUCUGCUCAGUGUGGGUGUCUGCUUCCUCUGCUCCACUCGGACAGUUUGAAUGAGUGUAACUCUGCUGGGAACCGCACACAGCACCUGGAAGUGGACCUGUGCAUGCUUCAGGCAGCCAGCAGACCAGAGCCUGCACUCCAAAUGGCUAAUGCCAGCCCCUGUUUGACCCCAGGGGUAGCCCCUCAGGCCUUUUUUUCUCCAGGGAGCCCCUUGCCACCAAGCCCUCCUUUACCAAUGCCACCAAUGGUUGGGUUUCCCAUAACUGACAUGGUGCCAGGGCAGUGCUCUGAUGAGUCUGUGAUGCCCUCGCUGCCUCCUGCCCCACCAGGGGUGUCCUUCAUCAUCCAGAUUGGUCUGACCAGAGAAUCUGUCCUGAUGCCCCAGAGUGCUGAUCUGGCUUACGUGAAGCAAAUUGCCUGUUCCAUCGUUGACACAAAGUUCCCGGAGUGUGGCUUUUAUGGCAUUUAUGACAAGAUUUUGCUUUUCAAGCAUGACACAACCACCAACAACAUUCUACAGAUGGUCAAAGCAACAAGCGACAUUCAGGAGGGAGACCUGGUGGAGGUUGUGCUCUCAGCGGCUACCACGUUUGAAGAUUUCCAGAUUAGGCCCCAUGCACUCAACGUGCAUUCCUAUCGGGCCCCAGCCUUUUGUGAUCACUGUGGAGAGAUGCUGUUCGGUUUGGUCAGACAAGGGCUUAAAUGUGAUGGAUGUGGACUUAAUUACCACAAGCGGUGUGCAUUCAGCAUCCCAAACAACUGCAGUGGAGCUCGGAAGCGACGUCUCUCUACCACUUCUCUGAGCAGUAGUCAGUCCAUGCGACUCUCCAACACUGACUCAGUGAACAGUAGCGGGAUGGCUUCCACCUGCGGAGAAGACGCCAGCCUCAUUCGUUCCAACACACAAAUGCCACGAACUCCCAGUGAAGCACGGCGCUUCUACACAGGCCGACCGGUUCAUCUGGACAAGAUGCUGAUGAGCAAGGUGAAGGUGCCGCACACUUUUGCGGUUCACUCGUACACCCGGCCGACUGUGUGCCAGUACUGUAAGAGGCUUCUCAGAGGGCUCUUUAGACAGGGUCUCCAGUGCAAAGACUGCAAGUUCAACUGCCAUAAACGCUGUGUGUACAAGGUUCCCAAUGACUGUCUCGGGGAGACUAUUGGAGAUAACAAAAGUAACUGUGAUACGAUGAGUCCCACUGCAGACCCUGAAGUACCCAUGGACUACACCAGCGAGUAUGACACGUCAGACAAGUCUUUAAUGGACGACUCAGAUGAGACCUGCAGCAUCCCGGGAUCAUUUUCCCCUGAUAACAACCAAGAUGGAACUAGUGGAGACCAAAGUGUUUACAUUCCACUAAUGAGGGUGGUGCAGUCGGUGAGACAGACCACGAGGCGGUCCAGCACAGCAAUCAAGGAAGGAUGGAUGGUUCACUACACUAAUAAGGACACACUGAGGAAGAGGCACUACUGGCGUCUGGACUGUAAGUGCAUCAUCCUCUUCCAGAACAAUAACUCAAACAAAUAUUACAAGGAGAUUCCCUUGUCUGAAAUUCUGGAGGUGCACCCUGCAAGUGACUUCACAAUUGCCCCACAAGGCACCAACCCUCACUGCUUCGAGCUCAUCACAGGCACAGUGCGCUACUUUGUUGGAGAGGUCACACAGUCAUCUGUGGCUCCAAGCCACCCUCAGAUUCCUCCACAGACGCCACCGUCCCCCAGCCAGGUGGCGCCCAACAGCGGGAUUGGGCUUGAGGUAGCAAAGUCGUGGGAGGGGGUCAUUCGCCAGGCCCUCAUGCCAGUCAUUUUUCAGGAUGCACCACCGGCUCAGGGAAACACGCCACACAGACAAGCCUCCAUCAGCAUAUCUGUGUCCAACAGUCAAAUCCAAGAGAACGUGGAUAUUGGCACGGUUUACCAGAUUUUUGCUGAUGAGGUGCUGGGAUCUGGGCAGUUUGGAGUGGUUUAUGGAGGGAAGCACAGAAAGACAGGAAGAGAUGUGGCUGUCAAAGUCAUAGAUAAGCUUCGAUUUCCCACCAAGCAAGAAAGCCAGCUGAGAAAUGAAGUGGCCAUCCUGCAGAGUUUACGCCACCUGGGCAUCGUGAACCUGGAGUGCAUGUUUGAAACCCCAGAGAAGGUGUUUGUGGUGAUGGAGAAGCUGCAUGGGGACAUGCUGGAGAUGAUCCUCUCCAGUGAGAAAGGCAGAUUGCCUGAAAGACUCACUAAAUUUCUCAUCACACAGAUUCUCUUAGCCCUCAGGCACCUGCACUUCAAGAAUAUCGUUCAUUGUGAUCUAAAACCUGAGAAUGUCCUGCUCGCUUCUGCAGAUCCUUUCCCACAGGUCAAGUUGUGCGACUUUGGUUUUGCUCGCAUUAUUGGCGAGAAAUCUUUCCGUCGCUCUGUGGUGGGCACACCCGCCUACUUGGCCCCAGAGGUCCUGCUGAACCAGGGCUACAACCGCUCAUUAGACAUGUGGUCAGUGGGGGUCAUAAUGUACGUCAGCCUCAGUGGUACAUUCCCCUUUAAUGAAGAUGAAGACAUCAACGACCAGAUCCACAAUGCAGCCUUCAUGUACCCUCCCAACCCCUGGAAGCAGAUCUCCAAAGAUGCAAUCGACUUGAUCAACAAUCUGCUGCAAGUGAAGAUGAGGAAGCGCUACAGUGUAGACAAAAGUCUCAGUCACACGUAUUUACAGGACUACCAGACGUGGCUGGACUUGCGACAGCUGGAGACCAAACUUGGAGAGCGUUACAUCACCCACGAGAGCGAUGACAGCCGUUGGCAGUUGUAUGCCCAAGAGCAAAACAUGCCCUAUCCUACUCACCUUGUUCCCCCUCCUACUGCUGAGGAAGGUGGGGAUGAUGCAGAUGUGCAAGGCCUCACAGACAGGGUCAGCAUUCUCUGAACACAGAGAGACCAAGGACUCAUUCAGAAAGGAAGUAGAGGAUUACUAUGGUUUACCUUGAGACACAGAAACAAGGAGUGGCAGAACCAUUGGAUUGUAGUAAGAAUUUUGCAGAGCUGUUUAGGCACCCUAGGCUGAAAAUCUGCUUUGUGCCACUUUUAUAUUAUAAAUCCAAUUUCUUUUCGGCAAUCUAAAAGUCCUCAGAAUGUCUUUCAACCAUUUACCUCGCCUGUUACAGCUCGCCUUUUAUCUUUUGAACAGCCUGACUUUAUAUGGGAUCUUUUCUUUCCAUGGACUGGCAGUUUUUCCCCCAAAAGAAAAUGAAGUUGAACUUCAUAUUUGUGUUUUUCACGAGAAAGCAAGGGUGGUGUGUUCACUUCCUCUAACUGUGAUAUGCCUCUUUAGGUGAAGCUUGAAACAGCAGCUCACUACAAACCACAAAAAGAGCUGUGGGUGUCUCUUCUCUACAUGCAAUAGACUAGACACAUGAAAGCUCUUGUGGGCUGAUUACAAUUGCAGGCUUUCUUACUGUUUGCUGUCAAUACACAGCUCUGAUAUCCCCCACCACAGGUUUCAAGAGAUGGGGCUCUUUACAAUGACAAGAGAACUCCUUUUUAUAUAAGUAAAUGCAUGCAGACAAAGCCAUCUAUAUUUUCAAAUGCAGUCCCGUAAAAUUUUGCCAAAAAAUGCAGCACAAGCUUCUUCUCCAGUUAUUUGUCCUAAGUUGUAGCAACGUAGAUUCCUUGAUAAAUGUAAGUUAUCAAAGAUGAAACUGGGGCGUUAACAUUAACAUUUUUGUUUUCAAAACAGUUUUGCCUAUAGAUAUAAAAUCAUAGAUGUUUCAGGCUGGUGACAGUGACUUCUAUUGUGCUGAAGGUGCUAACUUCUUCCCAAGUUAGACAUUAAGUAUUUCACUGAAACACACAUCUUUAACUGUUUCAAAUUUGUUUGUACUGCAGACUUCAUCUUACCUUCCUCUCGGGAUCGCAUGGCUUAAACGCACAGCUUGGAAUUGCUAAAGUAGAUGCUUUUUUGUUUUUGUUUAGUAAUGUUCCUUAUAGUGUCAGAAUGCAUGUUUCCAUGAAGCAAAACUUUCUAGAUAGGUCAUUCAGCAUUGAGUUUGUUAUGUUAUUCCAUUAUAAAAAUAUGUAACCCGAAAUGUGUGUACUUAUCAAAAUGUUUAGAUUGUGUUCAACAAGUUUGAUGGAUGACCCUGACCUUUACAGCAGAUAAUACAAACUUUCAACACUUC